AUGAGCUGGUUCCAGAAGCAAUUCACCCUGCCCGCCAAGUCGCGAGGAUCUUACCUGAUCACCGAUCAGGUUGUCUCUUCUCUUCCUGAAAUUCGUGACUACAAAGUUGGCCUUUUGAAUCUUUUCGUUCAGCACACAAGCUGUGCUCUGAGCUUAAACGAGAACUGGGACUCUGAUGUUCGUGAAGACAUGAGUGAUGCUCUGGACAGAAUUGCUCCGGCCGAGGGACCAAAGGGAGAGGUCCUCUACCGACAUGAUGCUGAGGGUCCCGACGACAUGCCUGCUCAUAUCAAAUCUGCACUCAUUGGAGCGAGUGUCACCAUCCCCAUCAAGGAUGGAAAGCUGGCUACGGGAACAUGGCAAGGAAUCUGGUAUCUCGAGUUCCGUGCGGCCCGCCAUCAGCGACGAGUCGUCGCAACUAUCCAGGGGGAAAAGGCUUAA
Messenger RNA from Fusarium pseudograminearum CS3096, 441 nucleotides. RefSeq lists its product as uncharacterized. The record is from RefSeq and is a predicted model, not a curated record. Bases 1 to 441 code for a protein of 146 amino acids. Lineage: Eukaryota; Fungi; Ascomycota; Sordariomycetes; Hypocreales; Nectriaceae. The transcript is spliced from 4 exons.